GAAUGUUACGUUCUUAGCUGUGAAAAAAAUACACGUGCCAUCGCGUGUUGUUAUAUUUAUUUAUUAACAAUAUAUUUCGUUAUUAAAAAAUGACGAAAAUAAGAAAAGUAAAGCGUAAGAAGAAGUAUCGUGUGAAUGUAAAUCGAAAGAGACUACGAAACAAGUUAAAAAAGCUACCUACGAUUGAAUGCAAGAAUAUAAAAGAAGAAUGGGAGAUUACUAAAUCAACACGUAGCAAUCUAAAAGAAAUGGGUUUAGUAUAUGAUCCAAAUAAGAAUUUAAAAAUUCCUAAUAUAAAACAAGAUUUACUGCAACAAGUUAAAGAAAAAUUUAUGGAAAAUGGUAUGGAAGUUGAUAGCGAUGAUGAGAAUGAAGAUAUAAAAAAAACACCAGCUAAAAUUCAUGUCGCACAAGCUUUAGAAAGAGAUGCAAAAGCACCUAGAGAAAGAAGGUUUCGUUUACCAAAUGGUCAAGUAGAGUUUAUCACUUAUUUAUUAGACAAAUAUGGAGAAGAUUAUAAGGCUAUGGCACGCGACAAGAAGAAUUACAAUCAGUUAACUUGGAAACAGAUUCGUGCUAAAAUAAAAACUUUUAAAGGCAUACCAGAACAAUAUAAUGAAUAUUUAUCUAAGAAAAUUGCAACUUAACAUUGAUUAUAACAAAUGUAGAAUCAAGUUAAUUACUAUAAAAUACUGUAUUUUGUAUAAAAAUUUCUCUCUCUCUCUCUCUCUCUCUUUCUAUAU
Messenger RNA from Polistes dominula (European paper wasp), 743 nucleotides. RefSeq names its product nucleolar protein 16. The record is from RefSeq and is a predicted model, not a curated record. Gene Ontology annotation, cellular component: nucleolus. Gene Ontology annotation, biological process: ribosomal large subunit biogenesis. Lineage: Eukaryota; Metazoa; Arthropoda; Insecta; Hymenoptera; Vespidae.